CUCCGCCCGUCUCUCCCUCUCUCUCUCUCUCCCUCUCUCUCUACCCCCGCGAGCUCCCGGCUGCCCGCGGCUCGCUCGCGCUCGCCCUCCUCUCUGCGCUCGGCUCUGCGCGCGAUGCGAGCUCGGGGAGACAGCGCCGCCGCCUCCCGCUAGAGACCUGCCCCCCGCCCGGCCCCCUGCCCAGCCCUGCCCAGCGCGCGGGGGUCGGCCCAGGCGCCGCGGACGCACGGACGGCGGCCGGCCGGCGAUGCACAAGCACUAGCAGCACCCCCGAACUCACUCCUCGCCUUCGCCUCCUCCGGCAGCAGGACCCACCCUGCCCCCCACCCCGCCCUCCGCCGCCCCGGCUGCGGCGCCUGCCUCGACUGUUAUUUAUCCGGGGGUUGUGCACCAGCCUCGGUGCCCGCAGCCCGCGCCGCCUCGGACCGCGGGCGCCCCCAGACCCCGCCGCGACACCUCCGGAGCCCCGCCUGCCGCUGCGAAAGCCCCGCCGCCGCUGGACGCUUGUGAGCGGCUGGUGAAUUUAGGGAGGGGGGCGAUCCGGCUUCCCGAAAAAAAAUUUUUUUCUUUCUUUUUUUUUUCUUUUUCUUUCUUUCUUUUUUUAAUUUUUUCCGUUUUCAAGCGAAGGGGAGGCUGAUCGUGAUUUUUCCCUCUUCGAGCCCAGGCUCUGCUCUCUGGGGGGGUGGGGGGCGCGCCGAGCCGGGGAGCCGUGCCAGCCGAGUCGUGCGGGCUGUGGCAGGGAAGGGGCCACCAUGGGAUGUACUCUGAGCGCAGAGGAGAGAGCCGCCCUGGAACGGAGCAAGGCGAUUGAGAAAAACCUCAAAGAGGAUGGCAUCAGCGCCGCCAAAGACGUGAAAUUACUCCUGCUCGGGGCUGGAGAAUCAGGAAAAAGCACCAUUGUGAAGCAGAUGAAGAUCAUCCAUGAGGACGGCUUCUCCGGGGAAGAUGUGAAGCAGUACAAGCCCGUGGUCUACAGCAACACCAUCCAGUCCCUGGCCGCCAUCGUCCGGGCCAUGGACACUCUGGGCAUCGAGUACGGGGACAAGGAGAGGAAGGCGGACGCCAAGAUGGUGUGUGACGUGGUGAGCCGGAUGGAGGACACGGAGCCUUUCUCCCCCGAGCUGCUGUCGGCCAUGGUGCGGCUCUGGGGGGACUCGGGGAUCCAGGAGUGCUUCAGCCGCUCCCGGGAGUAUCAGCUCAACGACUCUGCCAAAUACUACCUGGACAGCCUGGACCGGAUUGGGGCGGCCGACUACCAGCCCACCGAGCAGGACAUCCUCCGGACCAGGGUCAAGACCACGGGCAUCGUCGAGACCCACUUCACCUUCAAGAACCUUCACUUCAGGCUGUUCGACGUCGGGGGCCAAAGGUCUGAGCGGAAGAAAUGGAUCCACUGCUUCGAGGACGUCACGGCCAUCAUCUUCUGCGUCGCCCUCAGCGGCUAUGACCAGGUGCUCCAUGAAGACGAGACCACGAACCGCAUGCACGAGUCCCUGAAGCUCUUCGACAGUAUCUGCAACAACAAGUGGUUCACGGACACGUCCAUCAUCCUGUUCCUCAACAAGAAGGACAUCUUCCAGGAGAAGAUCCUCCGGUCGCCGCUCACGCUCUGCUUCCCCGAGUAUGCAGGUCCCAACACCUAUGAAGAUGCAGCCGCCUACAUCCAAGCACAAUUCGAAAGCAAAAACCGCUCACCCAACAAAGAAAUCUAUUGUCACAUGACUUGUGCCACAGACACGAAUAAUAUCCAGGUGGUAUUCGACGCCGUCACCGACAUCAUCAUUGCCAACAACCUCCGGGGCUGUGGCUUAUACUGACCUCUUGUCUGGUUAGCAACCCUCGUGGGUAAUGGUUCCAGCACUCACAGAAAAGCUUGCACACACACACACACACACACACACACACACACACACACACGCCACUAACAAAUGCAAGUUGGUAAAUAACAAAAUCUUAUCUAUAUACAAAUAUAUAUUAAAAAAAUUCUUUUUAGUUUGUACUAGAAAGAGCUUCGGACAGAACUGACCACCAUCCCAUAAACCCUCCCUGUGUUCCCACCGUGAGUGCGUGCAUGCACGCACAUAUGCACGCACGCAUGCACACACGGUGAUGGGACCCCCCAUCCCUUUUAAGAACAGCCACGUGAUUCUACGCUGAGACCCGUUUGGCGAGCAGGUGGGGGAGGGCGGAGAAAGGCCGGCGCCGUCCCCACUUCCUCUCCUUCCCCCGCCGAGACUGUGCGUUCAGUUCUGUCCUGCUCUGGUGAAAAUCCCCCAGCCCCUGUCAGAAGUGGCCAACGCCCUCCACGUCUCCCCGUCCGAGCCCCUCACCGCCACAGAAUAAUCAGGACUCUUCUCUUUGGGGUGGCGGUUGGUUGUUCAAGAAUUUAGAAGAAUCGUUGUUCUCACCAAUCCACUGUCUCCUGAGUUUUCUUUAUUCAUGUUUAACGAGGCAAGAGCCAGAAAAAGGAGCAGACUCCAUCUGCUUUCCUAGAGCAGCUGGGGGUGGGGUGGGGAAGAGGCGGGGAGGCAUACCCCAGGGCCCAGACUCACUGGCAGGGUCCAAGGGGCCCCCAGGAGGCGUGUGGCGAAGACAGGCAGGGCACCACCAGGUUAGGGUCCCUUAGGGUAACGCCUCCACGGCUGGGGCCCCCGACAGCCCCCGGGUUCCUAAUCCCAUCCUGCCUUCACCCCAGUAGCACCGGAAGCUGUGGCAGGGAUUCGGGGUUGGUUUGAGAAGGGAAGGACGUGGUCAGACGGGACCCCCUGUCUCUCUCUCCAGGCUGCCUUCAGGCCUGUGCUGUGCUCGCAUGACCUUUAGCCUCUGUAAAGACACAGCCUUUCUGUACUGGGCCCGUCUAUCUCACGACCCCCGAGGGACUGGAGGCUGUGUGUUUCUGUAGAAUGCUGUAGAAUCCGGUUUUAGUUGAGUCUUUACAUUUAGAAUUUGAAAGGGGAAUAAUAAUAAAAAAAAAAGCCCACAUUUAUCACAUGCUUUGUAGCUUUAAAAAAGAGAGAGGAAGGAAAACUCACCCUUUCAUCCAUAUUUCCUUUUGGGGGGAAAACUAAAGAAACACAUCUGCCCGCCCGGUACCUCGCAGCAGUAUGCCCAGGCUGCUUCCAGAAGCCUCUGGCUGCCAGUGCCCCGCCCCCCUGCCCCCCCCACCCCCCGCCGUGCCGCCACCUCGCCCCCCACCUGCACCCCAUACUCGGCCCCACGCCAUUCCACACCUCACUCCAGGUUUGUAUAGAAAAAGCACAGCUCUGGCCAGUAGCUGCCAAAAAAGAAGCCCCCCAUCGUGUGUAUAGAGCCCAGUAGGAACCACCGUCCUGUCCAGCCCCCGUCCCCGGCGCCCUGCUCAUCUUCCUCCAGUAGCUUCCGGUUGGGUUUUUCCGCUCGCGAACGCGAACGCGGCGUCGCCCCCGACUCUGGGGACGGGGCUUGGACCUCUGCCCCGGGGCCCCUGCCCCCCCCUCUCUGGACGGGUACUCCGCGUGCCCCUCCACCUCCUCCCUUGUUCCAGUGAUCUGUGUUCGAUCUCUCUCAUGUGGGGAUGUGUGUGCUGCAGAUGACAAAGAACCCUUUUAGAUAACCACAGGAUGGGGAGGGGAGGGAGCCACGACACUUGGGAAGAGGUUGGGAUGUCGGUGUUUCCAGGAAAGCGUUUCCAUGAUCGGUCCUGUGUCAUUUCUACUUUGACUCGUCUCCAGACCUCGUCACGGCUUCACGUUUCAGACUUACUAUACGCUGGAGAAGGCCAGUCACAGCCAUUUCUCAGAUUAAAGAGGAGGCCAAAAAAAAAAAAUACAAAACACACAAAAAAUUGAAAAUACAGGAAAAAAAAAAACUUGAAAAAAAAAAAUCCCACGGGUCUUUCUAAGCCUUUCUAUUCCCAAUCGGUGAGGUUUCUGUGAUACUUACACACUGCCAGUCUACUUCUCUGACUAAUGGAAAUUCAUGUGUAGCUCAAUAAAGAGAAUGUUUGUCUGUA
This is a messenger RNA of Sorex araneus (European shrew), 3991 nucleotides long. RefSeq names its product G protein subunit alpha o1 (gene GNAO1). Gene Ontology annotation, molecular function: corticotropin-releasing hormone receptor 1 binding; G-protein beta/gamma-subunit complex binding; GTPase activity. The transcript has 8 exons. The record is from RefSeq and is a predicted model, not a curated record. Lineage: Eukaryota; Metazoa; Chordata; Mammalia; Eulipotyphla; Soricidae. Gene Ontology annotation, biological process: G protein-coupled dopamine receptor signaling pathway; adenylate cyclase-modulating G protein-coupled receptor signaling pathway. Bases 753 to 1817 code for a protein of 354 amino acids. Gene Ontology annotation, cellular component: heterotrimeric G-protein complex.